Toxotes jaculatrix (banded archerfish) is the source of this 1644-nucleotide messenger RNA. RefSeq names its product E3 ubiquitin-protein ligase TRIM39-like. The transcript is spliced from 2 exons. NCBI's taxonomy places the organism in Eukaryota, Metazoa, Chordata, Actinopteri, Toxotidae. Gene Ontology annotation, molecular function: zinc ion binding; protein binding. The coding region runs from base 61 to 1644 and encodes 527 amino acids. The record is from RefSeq and is a predicted model, not a curated record.
AAUCAUCUGGUUUCAUCCUCAACAACACAGCAGAGUCUUUGUCGAGCACUGUGUGUAGAAAUGGCUGCUGCCAGCUGUCUGCUGACUGAAGAUCAGUUUCUGUGCUCCAUCUGUCUGGAUGUGUUCACUGAUCCAGUCACCUUACCAUGUGGACACAACUUCUGUAACAACUGCAUCUCUGAACACUGGGAUGUUAAUGUCCUGUGCCAGUGUCCCAAUUGUAAAGAGGUUUUCAACAUAAGACCUGAACUGAGGGUCAAUAGAUUCAUCUCUGAGAUGGCUGCUCAGUUCAGACUGUCAGUUGAACAGGAAGCCAGCAGCAGCUGCUCAGAGCAACAAGCUGCCAAACCAGGAGAAGUUCCCUGUGACGUCUGCACUGGAACCAAACUGAAGGCCCUGAAGUCCUGCCUGGUGUGUCUGACCUCGUACUGUGAGAUUCACCUGGAGCCUCAUCUGACAAUCUCGGGCCUGAAAAGACAUCAGCUGAUCGACCCUGUGGAGAACCUGGAAGGCAGGAUCUGUACGAAGCACAAUAAACUGCUGGAGCUGUUCUGCAAGACUGAUCAGACAUGUAUCUGCAUACUCUGCUCUGUUUUAGACCACAAGACACAUGAGUUUGUUCCUCUGGCAGAAGAAUGUGAAGGAAAGAAGGCAGAGCUGAAGGCGACAGAGGAUGAAAUUCAGCACAUGAUCCAAAAGAGACAGCAGAAGAUUCAGGAGAUCAAACAGUCAGUGGAGCUCAGUAAGAAAAAUGCAGACAGAGAAAUAGCAGCAGGUGUUCAGGUCUUCACUGCUCUGAAGGAGUCUGUCGAGAGAAGCCAGGCUGAACUGAUCAAGACGAUCAAAGGGAAGCAGAGAACAACAGAGGAACAGGCUGAAGGCUUCAUCAAAGAGCUGGAGGAGGAAAUCACUGAGCUGAAGAAGAGAAGCUCUGAGGUGGAGCAGCUCUCACACUCUGAAGACCACCUCCACCUCCUCCAAAGCUUCUCAUUCCUGAACCCUGCUCCACCCACCAAGGACUGGACAGAAGUCAGCCUCCAUCCUCCAUCAUAUGAGGGGACUGUGGCGACAGCUGUGAAUCAGCUGGAAAAGAAGCUCAGUGGACAGAUGAAGCCAUUGGUUGUAGCCGAGCUGAAGAGGGUCCAACAGUAUACAGUGGAUGUGAAACUGGAUCCUGAUGUGGUACACUCCAAACCCACCCAGUCUAAUCAGAAAGAAAAGGUAAAUGAGGGUACCAAGUGUCGAUGUGUCUUAUCAAAGCAGGGUUUCACUUCUGGAAGAUUUUAUUUUGAGGUUCAGGUAAGAAAGAGGUCCACGUGGACUGUAGGAGUAGCCAGACAGUCCAACAUCAACAAACUAACCACACUGAGCCCCAAGACUGGUUACUGGACUGUUUGUUCAAAGUGGCUGGGUGGGUACUUUGCCUGUGCUGAUCCAUCAGUCUGUCUCUCUCUGAAGGCAAAGCCUGAGAAGGUGGGUGUGUUUGUGGAUUAUGAAGAGGGUUUGGUCAACUUCUAUGAUGCUGAUGCUGCUGCUCUUAUCUACUCCUUCACCGGCUGCUCCUUCACUGACAAAAUCUACCCAUUCUUCAGUCUCUGUGCAAAUGAUGGUGUUAGAGUCCAUACAUCCUGUGUAUUACAGUGA